Molecule: messenger RNA, 2600 nt
Organism: Acomys russatus (golden spiny mouse)
Lineage: Eukaryota; Metazoa; Chordata; Mammalia; Rodentia; Muridae
Gene: Ncoa5
Product: nuclear receptor coactivator 5
Exons: 8
Coding region: 169-1908 (579 amino acids)
Biological process (GO): regulation of signal transduction
Cellular component (GO): nucleoplasm
Source: RefSeq, a predicted model, not a curated record
CCAGCCGCCAUUGCCUCGUGCCCGCGCCGGUCGGUUGGUGGCGCCUUUGUCCUACGGCGGGCAGGUGGGCUGAGGCCGAGGCUGCAGCGGCGGGCCUGAGGCGGAGGAGCGGCGGGGGAGGCGGCCCGCGGUGGGAGCGAUAUUAAUAAGGCAGCGGAAAGAAGAAAUAUGAAUACGGCUCCAUCAAGAACCAGCCCCACACGAAGGGAUCCAUAUGGCUUUGGAGAUAGUCGAGAUACAAGGCGUGAUCGCUCUCCAAUUCGAGGAAGUCCAAGGAGAGAAUCCAGGGAUGGCAGAAAUGGACGGGAUGCCCGGGAUAGCAGAGAGAUUCGAGAUCCUCGGGAGUUGCGGGACCACAGAGACAGCAGGGACAUUCGGGACCACAGAGACAGCAGAAAUAUACGUGACGCUCGGGACCUAAGGGAUUUUCGGGACUUACGUGAUCUAAGAGACUCUAGAGACCUUCGAUAUUAUCGAGAUCCCGAGUAUGACAGAUACAGAGAUGUAAGAGACUCCCGAGAUCCUCUGUACAGGAGAGAAGGCUCCUAUGAUCGGUACCUGAGGGUAGAUGACUAUUACCGGAGAAAAGAUGACUCUUACUUUGACCGGUACAGAGACAGCUUUGAUGGACGAGGCCCUCCUGGCCCAGAGAGUCAGUCUCGUGCAAAAGAGCGUUUGAAACGUGAGGAGCGACGUAGAGAGGAGCUUUAUCGUCAGUAUUUUGAGGAGAUCCAGCGGCACUUUGAUGCUGAGAGGCCGGUGGAUUGCUCUGUUAUUGUGGUCAACAAACAGACUAAACAUUAUGCUGAGUCUGUAGGGAGGAAGGUGCGAGACCUAGGCAUGGUUGUAGACCUGAUCUUUCUCAACACAGAAGUAUCCCUCUCACAAGCACUGGUGGACGUUAGCCGAGGAGGAUCUCCCUUUGCCAUUGUCAUCACCCAGCAGCACCAGAUUCACCGUUCCUGCACAGUCAACAUCAUGUUUGGAACUCCACAAGAGCAUCGCAACAUGCCCCAGGCAGAUGCCAUGGUGCUGGUGGCCAGAAAUUAUGAGCGCUACAAGAAUGACUGUCGAGAAAAGGAACGUGAAGAGAUAGCCCGACAGGCAGCCAAGAUGGCUAAUGAAGCCAUCCUCCAGGAAAGAGAUCGUGGAGGCCCUGAGGAGGGAGGUCGUGGCAGGCACCCUCUAGCUAUCCAGAGCCUCAUCAACCUCCUGGCAGACAACAGAUACCUCACUGCUGAGGAGACAGACAAGAUCAUCAACUACCUGCGAGAACGGAAGGAGCGGUUCCUGAGGAGCAGCGCCGACUCUCUGCCUGGCCCGAUUCCCCGACAGCCACUCGGGUCGGCCUCGAGUGCCUCACUGAAGACAAAACCAAGUUCCCAACCGCUUCAGAGCGGCCAAGUGCUCCCCUCUGCUACACCCACUCAAGCUGCACCCCCCACCUCCCAGCAAGAGCUUCAGGCCAAAAUCCUCAGCCUCUUCAAUAGUGGUGCGGUUGUGGCCAACAGCAGCUCUGCAUCCCCCUCAGUUGCUGCCGGAAGCUCCCAGAACCAGAAUUUUUCCACAGCAGCAAACAGCCAGCCUCAGCAAAGACCACAGGCCUCAGGAAAUCAGCCUCCAAACAUCGUGGGACAGGCAGGGUCUUCUCAGAACAUGGGCCCCAGGCCUGGGGCUCCUCCCCAAGGGCUCUUUGGUCAGCCUUCCAGUCGCCUGGCACCUGCCAGCAACAUGGCUAGCCAGAGGCCUGUGUCUUCCACAGGUAUUAACUUUGACAAUCCAAGUGUGCAGAAGGCCCUGGACACCCUCAUUCAGAGUGGCCCUGCCCUUUCCCACCUGGUGAGCCAAACUGCAGCACAGGUGGGACAGCCCCAGGCCCCCAUGGGAUCUUACCAGAGGCAUUACUGAGGCUCCACCGGUCCACUGUCCCUAGGCCACUCUUUCCCCGGUUCCUCCCACUUCAUCCUAAGUAGAGAUGUUUGGAAGUGUUCUUCGCACUCUCCGGGUCAACAUCUAAUAUCCUAAGUUUCUCGCACCACUCCUUCCUGCAGCUGUUGCUUACCACUUAACAGAAUCAGAACUUAGACUGCAUUCGGGGCUGGAUCAUUUGGGUAGAAAGAAAAUAAAUAUUCCUGGGAUCUAGGCUCAGCUUCUGUCUGACAGAGGUGCUCUGGCCCCUGCCUAGUGGAUUUGGAGGAAAAAAGGAAGAAGCCAAGCCCCAGCUUGCCUCAGUUUGGAGGACCAUUUGUGAAGUCAAUGGUCACAGCCUCUGUUUCCACCUCUACACAUGAGCCAGAGCUGAGCUCCUGCUCACAGGCAGGGAGGCCUUUGGCAGACAGUGCCAUUCACUUUCCCAUCAGAGGAUGGAACGCCAUUCAAGGACUCAUAUCGGCUGUCAAAGUGUGAUGUGACAGCCACAGAAGAGAAGGCUCUAUUGCCUGCAGUCACAGUGGUCCCUUGGGAGUUGGUUUGUUUUCCAGUUUCUUGGAGUCUCCAGAAAGUGCUUGCUUAGCACUUUGACAUGAACUCUGACUCUAGGACCCGCGGCUCUUCACAGCAUUAGUCAGCACCUUUCUGUCCAGCGGCACCUCAUGCGGUCA